CGUACAACUUACAUUCUUGGAAGUUCAUGGGUUCAUCGGAGAGUGAACACAUAUAAAAAUGACACAUAGUCAUAUAAGGUAAAAUAUCUGUCAAUCAUUCGAAACACAUCCACUGGGAGAUAAACAUAUACGAUAUAGUAAGACAACGUAAAAGAACAAGAUGGCGAUUGGAUGUGGAGCUAGUAUAGUGAAGAUUAUCUUAUUUGUUGUUAAUUUUAUAUUCUUUUUUUUGGGAAUUCUAGCUGUAGCAUUAGGUAUCACUGCAAUAGUAAAGAACAGUGCUUUAGAAGUACUAACUCAAUUUGGUGAUGCGGAGAACUACGAUGUGACGUCAUUAUUGAGAACAGGUGCCGUUGUGUUGAUAGUUGGAGGAGUUUUUGCUUUAGUUGUAGGAUUUUUAGGAUGUUGUGGUGCUUGGAAAAUGCACAAACUUAUGCUACAAAUAUACGCCGGUAUUAUCAUCAUUAUACUGAUAAUAGAACUGACAGCUACAAUAAUUGCAAUAGUCUUCACAUCCGAUGUAACGUCAAAGUUAAAACCAAUUUUAUUGGAAAGAAUAGAUGCCAAAUUUGAUGGUAAACUGAAUACUGGAGAUGCAUUUACACUUGGUGUCAAUUUCGCUCAAGUGAAGUUUGAUUGCUGUGGAGUAAAUAACUAUACUGAUUUUGAUGGAGCAAAUAAUUGGAACAAGACUUUAAGUGAUGGUAGAACCGCAAGCAUACCUGUUACAUGCUGUAAAAUUACCAACAAGGAUUCAUUUUACGACAACCCAUCAUCUGCUAAAUAUGAAGCAAAUUGCCAAACAUCACCAUCUGAUGUGAAUUCUAACUGGAAAAAGGGUUGUUAUAGUUCUAUUUAUGACUACGCUAAAGAUAAUGCUGCAUUAGUUAUUGGAGUUGGAAUCACAAUUGUCAUAGCUCAGGUUUUCUGUAUCUUUUUUGCCUGCUGUUUGAUCAGAGCUAUGAAGGACCAACUUAAUAUGUAAAUAUGACAAAAACAGAUGUGAGAUCUCAACUUAACCUUCAGCUAGAUCUUGAAAUUGUACUGAUAGAUAUAUAUGUUUUGUAUCAUUAUGUACUUUAUGCUUAUCUAUGCAUGCCUGUAUAUGCUGUUAUUUUUUAAUAUCCUUGUGACUUUUUUGUCCGUGCCCUUGUAUGCUGUUGAUUUUAAUAUCUUUGUGACUCUCAAAUUCAUUGAUUUUACCCCAAACCCAUAUGCUGUAAUUUCGGGGGUUCUAAUGCAAAUUUUGAACUUGAAACCCAUUUUAUGAAAACUGUAUUAUAUAUUUCCAUUAGAAGGUAAGGUAAACGUUGCAUAAAUAUUUUCACCCGAAGCCCAUUUUAAAAUUUAAUUUUCCUUCUUUUCUGAAAUUGCACGAAUCACAGCAGUACAUGCAUGUUCUUACCAGUUUGAAUUACAACCUUCUAUCUCUGGACAUGAUUUUUAAAAAUAAUGAGACAAAAACAAGGGUAAUGGUCAUAGCCUUUUCCACAUAUUUGAAAUGAUAACGCAUACCUUUGUAAUAGCUUGUUAGUAUACCGUGUUAGUAUAAUAUUUUAAUAAUGUUUUUAUUAUAUAGUUAAAUGUAUUUUAUCUAUCUUGAUGUCAAGUUUCGUAAUUUGUUAAUAAAUAUGAAAAAAGAA
Mytilus trossulus (common blue mussel) is the source of this 1643-nucleotide messenger RNA. RefSeq names its product tetraspanin-18B-like. Gene Ontology annotation, cellular component: plasma membrane. The record is from RefSeq and is a predicted model, not a curated record. The transcript has 8 exons. NCBI's taxonomy places the organism in Eukaryota, Metazoa, Mollusca, Bivalvia, Mytilida, Mytilidae. Bases 161 to 985 code for a protein of 274 amino acids.